Messenger RNA from Nicotiana tabacum (common tobacco), 1964 nucleotides. Its product is annotated as protein DETOXIFICATION 55-like. Gene Ontology annotation, molecular function: antiporter activity; xenobiotic transmembrane transporter activity. Gene Ontology annotation, biological process: xenobiotic detoxification by transmembrane export across the plasma membrane. The record is from RefSeq and is a predicted model, not a curated record. Lineage: Eukaryota; Viridiplantae; Streptophyta; Magnoliopsida; Solanales; Solanaceae. Gene Ontology annotation, cellular component: membrane.
AUCCCUAUCAUUUGACUCGGAUUGAGUCCUAAGUGGUUUAGAGACGCUAAUUUGAAUGUCUCUUUAGUGGCUUCCGCCCAAAAGUAAUAAUGAAAAUGCACAACAUGAAUGCAUAUGAUGAAGGCCCUAUAGUUUAAGCCCCUUGACCAGUUCAACAUACAAUGCGAAAGUCAAAAUACCUGAAAUACAAAGGUGAAAGAAUAACAAGAAAGAACCUGUAAUUAACAAAAGAUACUUGAGCCAUAUUUAUAGUUCAAUGUCAAAACAUCUUCAGGCCAGAAUAUAUCAGUAAUAUAACAUUUAAGCAUAGUUCUUUAAGAGGGGAAGUGGAUAUUACAUUUGUUGUGAAAUGGAUAUGUUCUUAUAUUUUUGGAAAGAGGAUAUCUGUAGUCACGAUAGUUGGCACAGGGGAACACUCCUUAUAUCUCAAUGUAAAUGACAUUCACAGUGCUUCUUACAUAGUUACUCCAGUUGUAAGCUUUCAACAACCAGUAACUCACAAAUACCUCCAGCCCCUAUAAAUAUCCUUGCUUCUGGAAACUCAAGUUAGUGUCUCUCAGUAUCUCCUUCCUUCUCUCUCUCUCUAUCUAUCUAUCUAUUGCUCCCUCUCUCUAUAUAUAGUGCAUAAGUACACGUGAGUGGUUGUAUUUGUGCAUGGAUACAGAACUGCAUGCAGAAAGAGGAUUUAUACACAGUUAAGCUCUCUCUAUAACACUCCAAAACAAGAAAACAAGAGGAAAGAGGCAGAAGCAAAAUAAAGAAGAUGGAAGCAGAACAGACCGAAAAGCACCCGUCAUCACCAGAGGUCAUGGAGGAAUUGAAGAAAAUAAUGGAUAGAGGCUUUCCUAUACUUGCUAUGGGCUUGGCGACUUAUUUGAAAAACAUGAUUUUAGUUGUGUGCAUGGGAAGGCUCGGAAGCUUAGAGCUGGCAGGUGGUGCACUGGCCAUUGGCUUCACCAAUAUUACUGGUUACUCCGUAUUGUCUGGCCUAGCCUUGGGGAUGGAACCACUUUGUAGCCAGGCUUUUGGAUCAAGAAACUUAACCAUAGUGUCUCUUGCCCUCCAAAGGACAAUCUUUAUGUUAUUCACUGCAUCUAUACCUAUUGCCUUCUUAUGGUUUAAUUUUGAGCCUCUCAUGCUAAAGCUACGCCAAGACACACAAAUAAUACACGUAGCAAGUGUAUUUUGCAGAUUUGCUGUCCCAGAUCUUAUUGCUAACAGCCUUCUUCACCCUUUACGCAUCUACUUACGGUGUAAAGGGACAACAUGGCCUCUGUUGUGGUGUACUUCACUUGGAACACUAUUGCAUUUCCCUAUCACAGUUUACCUGACCUUUACUAGAGGUCUUGGGAUCCAAGGAAUUGCAAUUUCAACCUUUGCCUCCAACUUUAUCACCUUAUUCUUCAUUUUAGGCUACAUAUCCUUUACUUGUCUUAAUCAAAAGACGAUAUUCUUUACUUACGACCAAAACAGAUCUCUGUCCAAACCCCUAGCAGAAAAUCUAAAACCUCUUCCUUCCAUUUCUGUGGGAGAGCAAUGGAUAAUGCUUCUUCAACUUGCUAUACCUAGUUGUUUAGCAGUUUGCUUAGAGUGGUGGUGGUAUGAGUUCAUGACAGUUCUAGCCGGAUACCUUGACAGACCUGAAGUUCCACUUGCCGCAUCUUCUAUUGUAAUACAAACCACAUCUCUCAUGUACACAUUGCCUUCAGCCCUAAGUGCUUCAGUCUCAAGCAGGGUAGGAAACGAACUUGGAGCAGGACGGCCAGCUAAGGCCCGCUUGGCAACAGGGAUAGCCAUAGGACUAGCUUUUUUGACUUCAACAUUUGGAUUCUUACUGACCACCUUAGGGCGAGAAGCAUGGGGAAAAGUUUUUACAAAAGAUAGAGAAGUGCUGGAGCUAACAGGGACCGUUCUACCCAUUAUUGGACUUUGUGAACUAGCUAAUUGUCCACAAACUACAUGUU